This is a messenger RNA of Carassius gibelio (silver crucian carp), 5362 nucleotides long. RefSeq names its product receptor-type tyrosine-protein phosphatase gamma. Gene Ontology annotation, biological process: protein dephosphorylation. Gene Ontology annotation, molecular function: protein tyrosine phosphatase activity; protein binding. Lineage: Eukaryota; Metazoa; Chordata; Actinopteri; Cypriniformes; Cyprinidae. The transcript is spliced from 30 exons. The coding region runs from base 416 to 4705 and encodes 1429 amino acids. The record is from RefSeq and is a predicted model, not a curated record.
UCAGCUCAUGCGCUACUUCCUGGAUGGCGGAACGGAAAGCUUCCAGAGCCGCUCCAACUCUUGUCUCUGUGUUUUCAGCCUGAUGCAUGGACUACAGCUCCUCUAACAUCUCUCUCUUAAUCCACUGUCCCCUUGCCAUGCUUCUCUUCUGGACUACGAGCUCAGCCAUCUGAAAAAGAGAAGGAGAGAGAGAGAAAGAGAGAUAGAAAAAAACUGUUUCCUUUGCCUCGGUCGAACUUCAAAAGAAUAGAAAAAAAAAAAUCUUUCCAAAGGACUUCCUAAAGGAGGCGGCCGAAAUACAUUAAAGCGCGUCCAGUGCGUUUGCAUUGCUUGUUUGUGGGAGUUUUUGUGUUCACCAGGAGGAUAACUCUGUCAACAGUUGCCUUAUUCCAGAUCUCCAUGUAUACAGUGUGACAUGCGGAGGCUACUGCGACCGCGCUGCUGCUGCUGGUGGAUCCCGCCUCUGCUUUUCUCCUCGCUCGUGCUCCGCUGGGCACACUGUCAUCCCGCAUUGGCUGAAGGGAACAAAGCGGAGCAUCAUGACCGGUCAAUUGGUGACAGGCAUCGCAGAGCGGCUGAAGAGUCCUACUGGGCCUACUCAGGGACGUACGGACCAGAUACAGGUUGGGCGGCAGCUUUUCCUGAGUGUCAGGAGAGAAACCAAUCACCAAUCAAUAUCGCCGACCAAGACACUAAGGUCUCGAUGGAGUACCAAGAACUCACGCUGGACGGGUUUGAUGCAGAGUCAUCCAACAAGACAUCAAUGAAGAAUACAGGCAAAACCGUGGCGAUCUUCCUUAAGGACGAAUAUUUUGUGAGAGGAGCCGGGCUACCAGGCCGCUUCAAAGCCGAGAAGGUUGAGUUCCACUGGGGCCAGAGCAAUGGUUCAGACGGCUCCGAGCACAGCAUCAAUGGCAGGAGAUUCCCUGUGGAGAUGCAGAUCUUCAUGUAUAACUCAGACGACUUUGACAGUCUUAACACAGCCAUACGGGAGAAGCGAGUAAUCGCGGCCAUGGCUGUCUUCUUUCAGGUGGGGAUGAAGGACAAUCCUGCAGUUGAUCCGAUUAUUCAUGGACUAAGAGGAGUGGUUCAUCACGAAAAAGAGACAUUUCUAGAGCCCUUCGUACUCCGAGACUUGUUGCCGUCCUCAAUCGGAAGCUACUACCGUUACAUCGGCUCUUUGACCACGCCGCCCUGCAGUAAAGUGGUGGAGUGGAUCGUCUUCAGUCGGCCCGUGUUCCUCUCCUACAAACAGCUGGAAGCGUUCUACUCCAUCUUCACCACAGAACAGCAGGAUCAUGUUAAAUCCGUGGAAUAUCUGCGGAACAACUUCCGCCCACUCCAGAGUCUGGACAACCGAGAGGUCUUCAAAUCCGCUGUCAAAGACGCUUGGCUGCCUGACUUGACUGACAGCCUGGGGAACCCGUACGGUACUGAUGCUUCUAAAGCAUGCAGCAGUGCCCCGAUCAACAUGAACGUCCAGCACAUGAACAAGACGGCGCUUUUCGUCCGAUGGUCCCGUCCGGAGAUCACCUACGAUCCGCCCAUCAUCAGCUACCACAUUUCCUACAGCUGGACCAGAAACGAUGAGUCAUAUGAGGAGACCUACGUCAAAGGGAGCGAUCAGAAACUGGAGGCCGUCAUCACCCCGGUGUCGCCGGAUGUGCUGUACCUGUUCCGCGUCCAGGCGGUGUGUUUGAACGACAAGCGCAGUGACUUCAGCCAGAGCAUGCUCUUCAGAGCCAACACCACCAGGAUAUUUGAAGGCACAAGAAUAGUCAAAACUGGGAUGCCAACUGUGUCCCCAGCAUCCUCGGCAGACAUGGCACCCAUCAGCUCCGGCUCCUCCACUUGGACUUCCUCUGGUCUUCCGUUCUCCUUCGUUUCAAUGGCCACCGGCAUCGGCCCCUCUUCCAGCGGCAGCCAAGCGACGGUGGCGUCUGUGGUGACCAGUACCCUCCUGGCGGGGUUGGGUUUCAGUGGUGGGGUCAUUUCCUCCUUCCCCAGCUCCGUCUGGCCCACCAGACCUCCGCCCUCCAGCCGCCAGACCCCAGCUAAACCCAUGGUGACCACCACAGAAGCGACCCCCUCACCGGCCUCCGACGCAGACACUACCACAGCCGCAGAGAACGACGGAUCGGACGACGGAGGAGAUAAGGGAGGGAAGGGUGAGGAUGAGGAUGCAGAAAAGAACGGAGAAGAAGAAGAGGAAGAGGAUGAGGAGAAGAGUGCCGACAGUAAAGACGCCAGAGUUCCAGACGAUGUUGAAAAACAGACGAACAGCACUGUGACAAAAGAUCCGCCCACAGCAGCACCGGAUUCAACGGCGAAAGAGAAAGGAGAAAACAGGAGGCCAGAAAACUCCACAGCGCCAUCUAGUGUCCCGGAGGAUCAUCUGGAGGACAACACACACACAUUAAGGGAAGAGGACACACAGGUGCUGCCAACCAGAGAUCCAGUGGGUGAUGAUAAUGUGACCGCAGUAAAAGAGACCCCAGACAUCACGGCUUAUACCAGCAAACCCAGCAGAGAAGACCGAAAACACAUGCCUCCUUUCUCUAUACUGACAGAGCGUACCGUAGUCUCCAGCAUGCACCCUGUGCCCGCUUCAGCCCGGAUGGAGUGGAUUAUUCCUCUGGUGGUGGUGUCGGCGCUCACCUUCCUCUGCCUCAUCCUGCUGCUGGCCGUCCUCGUUUACUGGAGGAUGAACAGCUUAUGUUCUCUGCUGUGCAUCAAGUACAGGAGGUGUUUCCAAACGGCUCAUUUCUACGUCGAAGACAGUAACUCGCCCAGAGUUGUGCCCAAUGAGAGCAUCCCAGUCAUCCCAAUCCCAGAUGAUAUGGAGGCCCUCCCUAUUAAACAGUUUAUCAAGCAUGUAUCAGGACUCUACUCCAACAACCAACACGGCUUCUCUGAAGAGUUUGAGGAAGUGCAGCGCUGCACAGCAGAUAUGAAGAUCACAUCAGAACACUCCAAUCAUCCUGACAACAAGCACAAAAACAGAUACAUCAACAUCAUAGCCUAUGACCACAGUCGAGUGAAGCUCAGGCCUCUGGCGGGAAAAGACUCCAAACACAGUGACUACAUCAAUGCCAACUAUGUGGAUGGCUACAAUAAACCCAAGGCCUACAUCGCAGCUCAGGGUCCUCUCAAGUCCACAUUCGAGGACUUCUGGCGGAUGGUUUGGGAACAAAACACCGGCAUUAUAGUCAUGAUCACUAACCUGGUGGAGAAAGGCAGAAGAAAAUGUGACCAGUACUGGCCGACAGAGAACAGCGAGGAAUAUGGUAAUAUCGUGGUGACUCUGAAGAGGACCAAAGUAAUGGCGUGCUACACACUCCGCAUCUUCACUAUCAGAAACACCAAAGUUAAGAAGGGACAGAAGGGUAACACUAAAGGGCGUCAGAGUGAAAGAACAGUUCUGCAGUAUCACUACACUCAGUGGCCGGAUAUGGGUGUCCCUGAAUACACGUUACCUGUGCUCACCUUUGUCAGGAAGUCCUCUGCCGCACAGACGCCAGAGAUGGGACCCAUGCUUGUACACUGCAGUGCUGGCGUGGGCAGGACAGGAACUUAUAUUGUGAUUGACAGCAUGCUACAGCAGCUGAAAGAUAAAGGCUCAGUCAAUGUGCUGGGUUUCCUCAAACAUAUCCGAACUCAGAGAAACUACCUGGUCCAAACGGAGGAGCAGUAUAUCUUCAUUCAUGAUGCCUUGAUGGAAGCCAUUCUUGGGAAGGAAACAGAGGUGCCCUCUAGUCAGCUGCACAGUUAUGUCAACAACAUCCUGACGCCAGGCACAGGGGGCAAAACACGACUGGAGAAGCAGUUCAAGCUGGUGACUCAGUGCAAUGCAAGAUUUGUGGAGUGCUUCAGUGCUCAAAAAGAAUGCAACAAGGAGAAGAACCGCAACUCUUCUGUUGUCCCAUCGGAAAGAGCACGUGUUGGUCUUGCACCGUUGCCUGGGAUGAAAGGCACUGAUUACAUCAAUGCAUCUUAUAUAAUGGGCUACUACCGGAGCAAUGAGUUCAUCAUUACCCAGCAUCCCUUGCCUCACACCACUAAAGAUUUCUGGAGGAUGAUCUGGGACCACAAUGCUCAAAUCAUCGUCAUGUUACCAGACAACCAGGGCCUGGCGGAGGAUGAGUUUGUGUAUUGGCCGAGUCGAGAGGAAGCCAUGAACUGUGAGGCGUUUACAGUCACUCUUAUCAGUAAAGACAGACUCUGCCUCUCCAGUGAGGAGCAAAUCAUCAUUCACGACUUCAUCCUGGAGGCCACACAGGAUGAUUACGUUUUAGAAGUUCGUCAUUUUCAGUGCCCAAAAUGGCCCAACCCUGACGCUCCCAUCAGCAGCACCUUUGAGCUCAUCAAUGUCAUCAAAGAAGAGGCCAUGACCAGAGAUGGACCCACUAUAGUGCAUGACGAGUUUGGCGCAGUGUCUGCUGGGAUGUUAUGUGCUCUCAGCACACUGUCCCAGCAGCUGGAGAGUGAAGGAGCUGUGGGGGUCUACCAGGUGGCCAAGAUGAUCAACCUCAUGAGACCAGGAGUCUUUACCGACAUUGAACAGUACCAGUACCUUUACAAAGCUAUGCUCAGCCUGAUAAGCACUAAAGAGAACGGAUCCAGCCACAUGUCCCUGGACAGAAACGGCAGCGUGGCCAUGUCUGACGAAUCGGACCCGGCCGAAAGCAUGGAGUCGCUCGUCUAAAGCCCCCUUCCCCCCCCCGAACAGGCGCGAAGAGGCACUUACUCGAACUUUGUAAAACUUCAAGGACUAAGACAGACUUUUCCUGAGGCCUUUUUUGCCAGAACUCUUGGUUAAAAGAAUAACCUGAUUACUUUUUUACACUGAUAAAAAGUUUUUGAUAUUUAUUUUUUUCGCCAUUUUAUGUCUUAAUGUUAUCCUACUGAACAUUUGCACCGACGUUUAUGAGUUCACAACAAACAAAACGAAAUGAAACACAGUUCUGUCUAGUUUGCACUAAGAAAAUAUCAGUGUUACUGCCUACUCCUCCAUCUCCACCACAAUCUCUCUCUCUGUCUCUCUCUCAAUCACUUAAACUCACGGUCAAGCCCUUAUUCUGACACUCCACAAGAAAGCUGCUCUCCCUAGUUUUAGAAAUGUCCUCCACAAGCGAAAAACAGUUUCCACGCACGCCUCAGACGCUGGAAAAAGAGAUUAUUCCCAUGUGCCACUUGCGAAGACCCACCACAAAAUCAGUCAGAUUCACGGAUGAAAGAGCUAUAUGGAUUAUGUUUGUUUUGUUUUGAUUCGCACCCUGAAUAGUAUAUCUACUCAUUAUGCUUCUAGUUAAACCCAUAUUUACUUUCAAAAGGUGAUAUUAAAACGGCUACUGUGAACUUU